CGAAAAGAGAAAGAGGAGUGUGUCCAAAAAAAAAAAAACAAAGAAAGAGGAGCGAGACGUCACCGACAUGGAGCUCUCGCCGCCGUCGCCGGCGCCGGCGCCGGAGGGGAGGUGGGCCGACCUCCCCGGGGACAUCGCCAUCUCCGUAGCUUCUCGCCUCCAACCGUGGGCGCAGGAGGCCGACGUGUGCGCGCUCGGCGGCUGCUCGCGAUCGUGGCGCCGCGCCUGCGACGCCGACUGCGUGUGGGAGGCCCUCUUCCGCCGCCGCUGGCCGCUCGCCGCCGCGGCAGGGGGAGGAGGAGGAGGGGAAGGGGAAGGGGCUUCUGGUGUCCAGGGUUGGAAAGCUCUAUACAUUAACCAUCAUAGAAGAACUGCUGUUGCUAUAUCUGGUGUGGCUGAAUUUGUGGAGAAUAAUUUGCGUAAUGGGUCACUUGAAGCUGAAUACUAUCUGAAAGCUAUUGCUAAUUUGGCCUCGAUGAGGGAUAUAGGUUUUAUUGAUGCCCAGUUCUUUUUGUUGUCAAGGAAUUACAGUGCAAUCAUGAAUCUAAUUGGAUUGCACUACUCAAUUUCAUCACUAAAUAUACCGCCAAAUGAAGUGUAUAAAGCACUUCAAGCUCGGAAAGUGGAGGAAAGGAAAGUGUGUGUGAGCUUAUACAAGCUUGGUAGAUGGUUCUACGGUUUCCGGUUGCCUGAUGAAUCCGAGUCUCAUGAAAUUUCAUUGAGUGAGCUCACCAUGUCAGAGGGGGCAACAAUUCUAGCCAUUCUUAAGCGUGGUGCUGUUCAUGAGGUAUUUCGCCUCCAGGUCAGUUUGGUGGACAUAAAUAAGUAAACUAAAAGCAUGCAAGCCCUAUCAACUUGACCAGCUGUGCGUUUUUGUAAAUAUGUUUACCCUCUUCUGUUUUGAUGUUGAUGCUUUUGUGGCACUCUUCAUGUAAAUGGGAUCAUAGAUAAGGAUGGAAGUUUGAAACCAUCUAGGAUUGUAACUGUUCCUUGAUAGCUCAUAUAUAAUAAAAGUAUUGUGCUGUGUAAAUUAGAAAUACUUUAUAGUGCCAUACUGCUUCCUCAA
This is a messenger RNA of Oryza sativa Japonica Group (Japanese rice), 1066 nucleotides long. NCBI's taxonomy places the organism in Eukaryota, Viridiplantae, Streptophyta, Magnoliopsida, Poales, Poaceae. The record is from RefSeq and is a predicted model, not a curated record.